UCCUCCUCCUCUUCGGCGGCGGCGGCGACCUCCAAGAGCAAGAAGGCCAGCUCGGGGCUGCGGCGGCCCGAGAAGCCCCCCUACUCCUACAUCGCUCUCAUCGUCAUGGCCAUCCAGAGCUCGCCCUCCAAGCGGCUGACCCUCAGCGAGAUCUACCAGUUCCUGCAGGCCCGCUUCCCCUUCUUCCGCGGCUCCUACCAGGGCUGGAAGAACUCGGUGCGCCACAACCUCUCGCUCAACGAGUGCUUCAUCAAGCUGCCCAAGGGGCUGGGCCGCCCGGGUAAAGGCCACUACUGGACCAUCGACCCGGCAUCCGAGUUCAUGUUCGAGGAGGGCUCCUUCCGACGGCGGCCCCGGGGCUUCAGGAGGAAAUGCCAGGCGCUGAAGCCCAUGUACCGCAUGAUGAACGGGCUGGGUUUCGGCGCCUCCAUCCUGCCGCAGGGCUUCGAUUUCCAGGCGCCCGCCGCCUCGCUCGCCUGCCACUCCAACGGCUACAACCUCGACGUGAUGCCCAACGCCGUGGCCGGCGGCUACGAGGGGCUGGGCGGCGGCCACCAUGUCCCGCACAUGUCGCCCAACCCCGGCUCGACCUACAUGGCCAGCUGCCCGGUGACUGCCAACGGGGACUACGGCCCCGACAGCAGCAGCAGCCCCGUGCCCUCCUCGCCGGCUAUGGCGAGUGCCAUCGAGUGUCAUUCGCCCUAUGCCAGCCCUUCGGCCCACUGGACAGCCUCGGGGGCCUCGCCCUACAUCAAGCAGCAGGGCCUGCCCGCAGCCAACGCCGCCCCCUCGGCCAUCCACCCCAGCGUGCCCUCCUACUCUCUGGAGCAGGGCUACCUGCACCAGAGCCCCCGCGACGACCUCUCAGGUAGGGAGGGGGACGGGGCGAUCCUCACCGAGGCUUCAGGACUCCUCCGGCCUCGGUGGGAAGGGGAGAAAAGAGAGGGGAGAAAGGGGUCGGGGCUGUAUGGGGCCGGGAGGGAAGGGGUGUCGGGGGGGGGGGUUCAGGCGGUGUGGCUGAGAGCGUCGCUCCAUCUUGUCCUGCUGGGGCUGCUCCGUGGAAGCAGAGCUCUGUCAUUCCGGCUCCAUCACGGCUCCAUCCCGGGCCCUUUGCCAUCUCGGCCCGCACUUCCCCCCCGAGUACACCGCUUUCCGCACAGUAAUAGAAAAACGCGUUAAAUAUUCUCCGCAAA
Molecule: messenger RNA, 1193 nt
Organism: Meleagris gallopavo (turkey)
Lineage: Eukaryota; Metazoa; Chordata; Aves; Galliformes; Phasianidae
Source: RefSeq, a predicted model, not a curated record